Messenger RNA from Porites evermanni, 5363 nucleotides. Lineage: Eukaryota; Metazoa; Cnidaria; Anthozoa; Scleractinia; Poritidae. The record is from the annotation of a GenBank genome assembly.
AUGGCGGAAUUAACACCUCGAGAAAGGCUUUUUGAGAUUUGUGAUUAUGGAAAGCUAAGAGGACGCGGUUUGAGGGCUUUGAUAUCAUCUAAGCCGGGUGAUAAUAUUCUUGAAUCCAUUCCUGUGGUCUUUGUUUUAAGUAACAAUGUGCGAGGGCAAUGUUGCGACAUGUGUUUUACCCAAGGGUGUGAUCUUCAACGUUGUUCGAAGUGUAAAUUUGCACGCUACUGUGAUAGACAAUGUCAAAAGAAGGAUUGGAAGGAACACAAAAUCGAAUGUGAACGAAUACUUAGAGUUUCUCCGAAUGUUCCAACUGAUCUUGUGCGUCUCAUGGCAAGAAUCAUGCAAAACAAACAUUCAGACGACGCAUUGUGCAAGUAUUUAUCUCAGCUUGUUUCCCACCACGAGCAGUUCGGAGAACUAAGGAAGGACGCUUUUACCACCAUCAUAACAGUUCUUAAGCAUUUUGUUGGAGGUAAAGAUUUCCAAAAAUUUUCAACGGCCGAGUUGUUUGAGCUUUUUGGCAAGAUAUCAUGCAACUGUUUUACUAUAUGUGAUGCUGAAUUACAGCCUCUGGGUGAGCAUAUUUUGAGAACUAAAUAUAACUACAGAACAACCAUUUAAUCCUUAAGGAAACCAGUCGUAUUGAUACAAAGACAUUUCGGUACAGGUCGUAGUAAGAUUUCCAUCUAACCCCGUACAUUUAUCGUGCAUACGUUUUUCCACUCUAUUCUUAUCAAAAUAUUUGUGACAAAAGGUAUAUGAUUGCUGCAUGCAUAAUAAAUGUAUGGGGUUAUACGGAAAUCUUACCCACCUCAUUUUGGUACAAACUCAAGCAUAAAAAUUUCGAUCAUUUCAAGUAUAGUUUGAGAGUGAACAAGAAAAACAUUUUGGGUUAAUAUUCUCCUUUUUUUAAAGGCAAGUACAUGGAACUAUUUUAUAACUCUACUGAAUACACAGAAAACAACUUUGUAUCGAAGCAACUGGUGACCAUCCGUAAUAACUAGCGCAAUAAUGAAAUAUUUUUGUCUUUCCCAUAUUGUAGUCAAAACGUUAUAAAGAAGACUGUUUACCAUCAGAAGUAUUUCCGUUAAUCCAACUGAACAGUACGUAGUGGAAAUAAGUCUGGGACGGUAAAAAGAGUGUUUGAUUCUGAUCCUCACUGCUACACUGUCAGGGUCAGAGGGACAACCAUUUAAAGCUUCACCUCCACUUUAACAUCAAUAGAUACAGUGGAAUAGAAAUACGAAAAGCAUGGAUGUCUGUGAUCAAGAGUCACAUUGACAGGAGGGUCAUAUGAUGUUAGGCUGAAGAGGGAAUAGUUUCACCAAAAUAGCAAAGUUUGAAAUGCACCAACCAUUCACUGUGGAACAUUGUGCACUUUAAGGGGUUGCAUAACCAGUCACCUGAGAAGGAAAAGCAAAGUCAAAACAUUACAAUCUACACCACAAGUUCCUGCAUUGUGAGAUAAAUUGCAUUCCUUCAAUAUUACAAUGAUUUUUUGUUAUGAUGAUGAUGAUGAUAUAUCCUGUCUUUACUGUUUGUCAAUUGAUAUGGAAUUUUGGUGAUGACAUACCACUACACAUUAUAAAACUUUCUCUGCAAUAAUUUUUCUUCAAAUGUUAAAAUAAUAGAUGCAUCAGUACAGCCAGGGAAGUGCUCUAGGGGUGCCUGGUAGAACCUGGUGCCUUCCUUUUGCUCUUGGGGGACUACAGACUGCAAAACAGUCUGUUUCUUUCUGUAAAAAUCGGUUUUUUAAGGUACAAAGCACCAGCGUUAAUAUCUUGCUUGUGCAAAGCACAUAAGGCCUCAGUAUAGAUCUUCAUUUAACUGCUCUCACUUCCUUGACCUACCCAAAAAUACUUACUAUUUUGCAGUCCAGGGUGGGUAGGAAAUGUUUGUUUUUUCAUAAAUGUCAUCACCAUCAGGGUUGGAAAUUAACAGUUGUCCAGUUGUCCCAGACAACAAAAACUAUCAGUGGGGCAACCAAUUUGUGCUGACUGGCUGCCCCUCGGACAACCCAAUCUUCUAAGUCCUAAUUCCCUAAUUAGGAACGAUUAUUGCAGCUUUUUGCCUUGGAAAGGUUCAUGAUCCUUAAAAGUUAGUUGAAAGUUAAAAAAGGCUCCAAACUCAACAUUUGGCCUGAAUGAACUUGUUGUUCUUUAACCAGAAGUUUAUGUAGUUAAACAUAGUCCAUGAUGCACUGUAGUGAGAUGUGCCCACAUGUGUAUUCCCACCAUGUUUGAUCCCUGCCUGCUAUAGCCUAUUGAUUCUUUGUGCAGCUGUAAAAAUUUACACCUUCACUUUGGAAUUCACUAAGGCAGAUAAAGCUACAGCAGAUUAGUGGCACAAGACUUAGAGAGCUCAAAGAACUGUUUCUUGUGUGUGAAAGAAAGUGCUAUGAUUUGUAGUUAUUGCUCAUGGUUUUUGAAAGAUAAAUCUGCAUUUGGAAACCUAACAGGCCUUGAUGGGGUCGAAAAACAGAUAACAAGUGAGGCACAUUUUCUAGUGAAAAACUAAAAAAACCUGUUAAUAAUUAUUGAGCUAUCUCAGUGUUUUACUUUCUUGGAUUGAACUGGGCCAAGAGGUUGACUUUGGCAACGAAAAUAUUUCAUGAGCAACCAAACCAAGUCUUGUGGUUGCCCCAGGGGCAAUAGGACAUAAAAGUAAAUUUCAAACCCUGACCCAGGACACGAUUUCACAGAGCCAGAGAUUUGCAUUCCUGUCAGCUUUUCUAAGAGCACAUCCUUGAUGCUGUUCUAGGUAGACUCAUGUGAGCCCCAGACUUUGAUAAGUAACCCCAAAUCUGUGUCAUGAUUACGCAUCAGAUACAGUAAGUGGACAGUGUAACAUCAUAAGACCUUUUUACUAAGUAUUCCAAUUGGUGUUCACCUUUCACAGGUAUUGGCAUGUAUCAAACACCUACUAUCCUCAACCACUCAUGUUAUCCAAAUUGUGUGGUAACUUUUAGUCAGACAAAACUUCUAGUCCAUGCAACAGAAGAUAUCAAGGAAGGUGAUGAACUUACCAUAAGCUACACUGAACUUCUCUGCCCAAGUUAUCAGAGAAAAGAAGAUUUAAGGAACCGUUACUAUUUUGAAUGCAGCUGUACUAAGUGUUUGUCUUCUUUGGAGGAAGAUGGACUCAUGUUAAGUUUGCAGUGUUCUGACAAAAGGUGCUGUGGAGCAGUCCCAAGAGAUUUGGCAGGUACAUUGGCAAUAUCAUUGUGCAGAAAUGAGAAAAGCUAUGUUCUUUUAAAACAGGAGGCAGGCACUCUUUUGUUGAUUAUAUUUCACAUUAGGAAAGCUCUUGCUGUGUCAGAUAAAAAGUAAGUACUCUACCCAUCUCAGUGAGUGAGUGGUGUGCUUUUGCCUCUGUCCCUGGCCAAGGGGAGUACUCACAGAAUGUUAACAUUGUGAAGCAAGAAAUACAUUUUGUGGCAAUGACAGUCAGUGUAUUUCUAUCAUUGAAGUAUUUCUAAUUUACAUAAUUUACUUAACUGUCAUUGUAUAUUACCAGAAACUCAUAAGGGGUUGAAUCGCUUAUGAGUUUCUGAUAUUACUAAAUGAGUUUUCCUGCAAAAGAGUGAAAUAAACAGUGAUUAUUGUUAAGGUGUAUUUAUAAAAUUUAUCACAGUGUAUAUUGUUUAUAUUUUUUUUUGUUCAAAUAUUAUGAAUCAUUCUUUUCUCCAGUGGGUGAGUUUUCUGCUUGUAACACAUGUGGUAAGAGCCUUUUGGACAAGACUGCUGGAACUAAGGCAGACACAAUUAUAUUAAAGAGCGAAGAAGCUUUAAAAGAUAUUAAAACCUUAGAAAAAUCAGAUGACCAGCAAGGUGUUCUUGAUAUUGCUGAGAGGAUUUUAGCAAAUCAAAGAGGAUUCUUUCACAAACUACAUUACAUCAAAGCAAGAAUACUUGAUAAAGCGAUGGAUGCAUGCAUUAAUCUGGAGAUGUGGGAAAGCGCAUUGGACUUUGGACUUCAAACAAUGAAUGCAUACAAGCUCUAUUAUCCAAUAAACCACCCAAGUGUUGGGAUUCAGCUGUUUAGGAUAGGUAGGUCAUUACCUCAGCAUACUAGGAUACUAGUAAAAAAGCCAGAUUUAGGAUAGGAAAGUGCAUGUAGUGGAGAGGGAGCUGAACUGAAGUAAAUACCAUCUGAGUCAUUACCACACAGUUCGUCUUAUCUUUUGAGGAAUGGGUUCUUUGCUCCUUAGGAGGGUACGAUACAUGGGUGGGCCUUUUUAGACCCUGUUUAAACCUUAUAAGAGGGAUUUGGUUUUCAAAAUGACAUUCAAUUUUAGAACAAUUUAUACGUUCUAUUGAAAAACGUUUCGUAACUCGUUCCUAUUGAAGAAGACUUUUUUUCUCAUUAACGCUGUCCUUUUUCCAGCGUAAAGAAACUGACGUAAGACAAGCAACACUGAAAAAAAUUCAGACUUGUACGGGAUUCAAACCCUUGACCUCUGCGAUACCGGUGCAGCGCUCUACCGAUUAAGCUAACAAGCCAACUAGGAGCAGGUCGCCUGAAUUUUUUUCAAGCUUUCUUUUCACAACUUCAUGCGUAUACAACAGCGAUAAUCUUCCCUCAAAUAAUUCUUCACUGCGCAGUUCACAUAUACCAUUUUCAUAUAUUCAUAAUUUCAUCAUCAUCCUUUCACGGGUUUAUCACGAACCAAUUCAAUGACCUGCUCCCAGUUGGCUUGUUAGAUUAAUUGGUAGAGCGCUCCACCAGUGUCCCAGGGGUCAAGGGUUCGAAUCCCGGACAAGUCUAAAUUUUUUUCAGGCUUUCUUUUCGCAGCUGCAUAACUUGUUUAUACGACUGCGAUGAUCUUCCUUCAAAUAAUUCUUCAUUCCGCAGUUCACAUAUAUGAUUUUCAUAUGUUCAUAUUUCACAAGCAACACUCUCUCACAAUUCAUUAGGGAUACAGAAACCAGAAAUGAGGAAAACUUUUAACAGUCUGAACACAAGUGAACCUCACUUUAAGGAUGAGUCUAGAAAAGGCCAUAUACCCGGUUCACACUGGGAAACUUCUAAAAGACUUGAUUACACUGUACAUCCCGGGCUACGCUUGCAAUGUUUCAUCGUCACUUUAAGUGAAAUAAGAGACCAUUUCGUGGCACAGACUGUUAGCGAGGUGUGACCAGCCGUAUUGAAGAAUUUUUUGUUUGACAGGCAAACUUCAAGUAUAUCUGGACAAACUAAAAGAUGGGUUGCAGUCGCUGUUAGAGGCAGAAGCCAUUCUUAAAACUACCUACGGUAAUCAUGCGCUGGUUCAAGAACUCCAAGAAAUGAUAACUGGAACAUUAGAAGAACUAGGCAGAGAGGAACAUAAUAACAGAUUUCAGGGAUUGGAGUUAAUCUGA